UGAAACUCACGUGCUCAACGACAGUGAAGGUCAUGCUUAUGACUUGCGGCCGAAGGGCUCUCGGAACUCCAUUGUUUUCAGCGACGGAGGUUAUAAUUACGAGUUGUUAGAAGACAUGGACACAUCUGAUGAUCUUCAGCAAGAGGAUUCUGAUAUCUGUAGAGAUGACGACGCUGAGUGGGUACAUACUAAAGAAAGGAAAAGGCGCCAUGAUAGGAAAAAGCAGUUUAAAAUUGAUAAUCAUCUUGAACUAGAGUCGAAUGUAAAUGAACAAGAAUUAGUGACCUCAAAAGAGGGAAUCUGCUGCUCUUGCAGUAAAUAUUCUUCAUGCAAGACAAUGAGAUGUGAAUGUCGAGCUGCAGAGGGUAGUUGUGGAUCAUCUUGUAGCUGUGAGCCCACAAAAUGCAGCAAUACAGAAUUUGUUGAAGCUUUUGGAAAAUUAUCAAUGACAACUGAAACUGAGAAAAGCCACGUUCUUGCUGCUGAAGGAGCAAAGUUACUUCAGAGUGCUCUAUCGGAGAAGCCUGUCAUCACAAAUGAUGGCGGGGCUGAAAGAAAGCCUUUAUCAGAUAUCAGGAACAACCUGGCAAAAUCAAACGCACCAAAACCGAAAAAGAGGAAAAAUUGGCGCAAGUCAGUUAUUCAACUCGUCCCUGCAACAUCAGAAGCUGAAGCCCCGGCAAAAUUAGAAAGCAAUAUUGAGGCAGAUAUUCCUUUGAAGUUACCAAGAGCAAUGCGCUCUGCUUUCCCAAAUAACAAUAAUCCUUUGAUAGAAAGGAAUUUGGAUCAGCCAAAUGACACAACAGCGCCUGUAACACCUCAUCAACAAGCAAGAAUCACAGAUGGUAAGGAAAACCAGGGACAUUAAGCUACUUAUUGUUCCUCGCGUCUGUCCUUCAUUCUUCCACAUGAUAUUUGUCGGCCGUUUAGUGUAAGGUGGUGGUUUAAAUAUAGAAAACUGAUUCUUGGUGUUGUUAAAGAUGUAUGAAUUUUCAUUCGUCUUA
Messenger RNA from Olea europaea var. sylvestris, 1004 nucleotides. RefSeq names its product kinesin-like protein KIN-4C. The transcript is spliced from 3 exons. Lineage: Eukaryota; Viridiplantae; Streptophyta; Magnoliopsida; Lamiales; Oleaceae. Bases 116 to 868 code for a protein of 250 amino acids. The record is from RefSeq and is a predicted model, not a curated record.